Diprion similis is the source of this 2983-nucleotide messenger RNA. RefSeq lists its product as uncharacterized. The record is from RefSeq and is a predicted model, not a curated record. The coding region runs from base 90 to 2786 and encodes 898 amino acids. Gene Ontology annotation, biological process: tRNA-type intron splice site recognition and cleavage. Gene Ontology annotation, cellular component: tRNA-intron endonuclease complex. Lineage: Eukaryota; Metazoa; Arthropoda; Insecta; Hymenoptera; Diprionidae. The transcript is spliced from 5 exons.
CGGAAACAUUGCCGGGUUACUACAAUGCAAAUACUAGUAAAUGACACGAAGUGUUUGACAAGUACUUCCCUGUUCGAGUUGACAGCAAAAUGUUCGGUCACACGUUGAGGGCUCCGGAGUUAUUGAAAAACAAGGGCAUAACAUUCGAGGCAUGGAAGAAGUGGGACAAAACUGCAGAGACGUUGCCGCGCAAAGGCCAAAAGCAGUAUGAACCGAAUAACUCUUGGCUACAGAAUAAACAGAUAGAAAAGGGACUUAAGGAUCGCAAGGACUUACUUGGAAUAGAGAGGGUGGAACGCAGUUCUCAGCUUGCCACAGCUGAAUGGUUACCACUCGAAUCAAGGGCUCGUGUCACCAAAAAGUCCGGUCAGGAGUGGACUAAUUUUGGUCUUGAAGAAAAUCUUGAACUGUAUCUGAUCCCAGAAGAGGCAUUGCUUCUCCUUGAGCUGAAUCGUCUGGAACUAACAUGGGAAGGUGUCCCUCUUUCUGUCCAACAAGCAUAUGCAGUUCUUUUGGAAUCGAAUCAACCUAAGUGUAACAUAGAUGAAUAUAGGGUAUACAGUCACUUGGUACGUCAAGGUUACCGACUACAAAGAUUCCGUUAUGAAGAUGAUUCAGUCUUAUCUGACAUGAAUACUUCUUCUCGGCGAUCGGCGAAAUUAAAACGAAAAAAACUGAUUCAUGACCCUCGGGGGGGUUUUGGAAUGACGAGAGCUCGCAUGAGUGUAGCUGAUUCUGAUGAAUCAACCAAAAAUGAUUCAACCAUGACUACACAGGACUUCAACUCAGUCGAGAGAGAUCAGGGUAUGGUUGAUGAUACAAAUGACAAGCAGAUUGGCUGCAGUCUUAGAACGGAAAAAUCAUACGAAUGUCCGAGUUCAAGCCAACCUGGUGAUGAUGUAGAGAGCAGGUCGGAAAUAAACGUGUCUAACACUUCAGAAACUCACACUUGUGAGGAUAGUGCAGGAACCAAUGAAGUUGAGAAAAUAAUAACACCACUUGGGACAAAUGUGGAAACUGCAUUUGUGUCAGGAACUGGAAAAUAUACUUUGGAUGGCGCCACAAUAGGUACGAAAAAGUUACCGAGUGAAUUAUAUGACAAAGGAGUUGAAAAUCUACCGGGUCCUAGUAAUGUGGAGGCUGAUAAAAGAGUCAACAACCAGGGACACAGCAAGAAAUUGAAAAUCAUUUCUGAUGAGACUAUUUUAGGUGAUAUCAAAAUAUUAUCGAAAUGGCCUGGUACACGAAUACAAAGAAAUGUAAAAUGGAUGCCAAAACGAAAUACUACCGAAGCUCUGCUACCAGUGACCGAAAAACAGUCCAGUGGUUGCAAUACAAUCAACCAUACCAACAUUGAUGGUAUGUCACCACUGGCAAGUCUACAUUUAAGGCUCGGCGGUGUAACAAAAUCCCCUCGCUCAGAUAAGGACCUUGAAAACGUAGAAAGACCAAAGAAGGUCGUGCAUGAGGUGAUUGAAGUUUCUGAUGAUGAAAUUGAGGAGGUACCACGGAAGAUGUCAAGAAUGGAAAUGCUAAAUCUCUUUCCAAAUGUCAUGUCUGAAGCAUCAUUACUUCAACCGAUUCCUAGAAAGUAUUUACCCUGUAAUGUCCGACCACAACUAUCAUCAGUUCAAAGACAAGCCCAAUACUACGCCCGUUCAAAAAGCAGGAAUGACGACUCACAUGAAGAUAACUAUAACACUUCACCAGAGGGCCGAUCGCGAUUGGCAAGUGAUACCCCUGGACCACUCUCUUGUAGAAAUACAAUUUCUCGCAAUGAAUCUACUCAGGUUAAUUUCAAUGGAAUUUCAGUAAAUUGUAGAAAUGAAGUUUCGUGGCAAGGUUUAACCUUCUCCAAAGAAUCAUAUGAAAGUCGAACGAUGUACCAACGAUUCUACAAUCAAGGAGCACCCUGGCGAAGUUUGCCUAAUUACACAGUAUUCAGAGAACCAGAACACGUCUCCGUACAUUUGCGAACUUAUACGGACAUUGCCAUAGCGCAACAUAUUUCGGGAAGGUCACCAUUUCUUAGACGCGGUUUUUCUCAUCGUCAAAAUAUUUGGUCCAAUAUGAGUUAUUAUCAUGCUGGACAAAAUUUUUUAAAUCUCACACCUCGAAUUCUUUGUGAUAGAGUGUCCACUUACAAUGGUUUCAGCCACUUUGGGAAUCCAGUGACUCAAAGACCGACUUAUACUCCUAAAAGAGGGUGCGAUAUAUCUAGAUAUUCAAACCGCAAAUAUUAUUCAAAUCGGGCCGCAGAAAUAGGUAGGCCAUCUUUUAAAGUUGUUCCCGGCGCUUCGUCAUGGGCCGAAACUAAAGCAAAAUGGUUAGAAGAAAAGACAAUAACAAUAGAUGACGAAGACUGUGUAAAUAAGAAUUCAUCAGGCGACGAAAGUGAAGUAGAAGUGGUGGCGCAGCUGGUGAAGCCAUUAGUAGGUCCGCAGAAUAUGACUAGUUUGGCGAAAGUUUACCAAAGUCUGCAAAUUAUAAAAAAUAUUGCAAAUAGAAACACUGUACGCCCAAGAAAGCUAGAAAAAGUUAACUACAAGAUCUCUUAUAAUUUAUACUCAACUGGUCAGCAUUACAAAAAAGCAAAUCCUGGUACCCCUAUGUAUAGGGUAGUCGUAUUCAGACCUGAGUUGACUCCGUUCAUUGAAUUGGCAGAAAUAAUACGCCUACAGAAAGAAGCCAAGGAGUCACCCAUAGUUUUCGCGUGUGCGUCGCAAACUUCGGUCACCUUUGCUGAGCUGGAGACUAUAAGGAUACCUGAUAUCCCGGAAAUCUGAUUUUCCCUAGGCAUUACCUUUCUUCAACACGAGAUAUUGUUCAGUACAGUUGCUAAAAAUUCGAUUACGUUCUUGAUGUAAUGAUGUUUUAUAUACAUGUACCCUGUAUGUAGAAUAAUGUCUGAUCCUUAAUUGUAAACAAUAUGAACGUUUUUAUAUUCACGGUUAUAACUUCGGCUUUAGUUCGUAUGUAACUG